Saccoglossus kowalevskii is the source of this 817-nucleotide messenger RNA. RefSeq names its product protein arginine N-methyltransferase 5-like. Gene Ontology annotation, biological process: regulation of DNA-templated transcription; peptidyl-arginine N-methylation. Gene Ontology annotation, cellular component: cytosol; nucleus. The record is from RefSeq and is a predicted model, not a curated record. Lineage: Eukaryota; Metazoa; Hemichordata; Enteropneusta; Harrimaniidae.
UUUGAAACCCCGUACGUGGUUCGUCUUCACAACGUCAACUCCUUCGCUGAAGCCAUUCCCAUGUUUACAUUUGUGCACCCGAAUCGAUCACAGAAGGACAAUUCACGAUUUAAGAGUGUUAGCUUUGAUGUUGAAGAGGAUACCGUGUUACAUGGAUUUGCAGGGUAUUUUGAUACCAUACUCUUUGGUGAUGUCACACUUAGUAUAAAUCCCAAAACACACUCCGAUGGAAUGUUCAGCUGGUUUCCUAUAUUCUUCCCCAUCAAGGAACCAAUUUAUGUUCAUAAAGGUGAAAAAGUAUCUGUUAGCUUUUGGCGUAACUGUACGGCCAAGAAUAUAUGGUACGAAUGGUGUGUCACAAGUCCCAUCGUCAAACCAAUACACAACUCAAAUGGAAGAUCUUAUACAAUUGGUUUGUAAUUUACAGGUAGCCUAAGUGGUAUUGAGCAGAGUCAGGCAAAACUAAGGGGCCAUGUUGACCAAAAAAUAUCAGUGUUUUAUUACACUACAGUGGAACAUUUUUUUUUUAAAUCAGAUUUUAUUUAAUUUCUCUGUCAUGGAUAUAUAUUGCAAAAGCCGUUCAAAAGAUAAUAUACAAUGUCAUCAAGAUGUUCUUAAUAAUUAUAUCCACUGUCUGCAACCUUUUCACUGCCAUUGUUAAUGUUGCCACCCUAGGCUCAGUAGUUUGUAAAACUUGUUGAUUAAAAGUUAAAAUCUUUAAUCAAAACUUUAAACUCACUGAUGUUCAGUAAAAGCUGUCUAAUAAAUUAUUGAUCUGAACUGAUAGUAUCCAUUAAAUUCUCCAACUUGCUGCUGA